AUGACAAGACCCAUUCGCCUCGGAUGCAUCGGCCUAUCCACCAAAGGAUGGGCAUCCACGCAUCUCGUACCUCCCCUCCUCACCUCACCCCUCUCAUCGCAAUACACACUCCUCGCCGUAUGCACCACGAACCCCACAUCUGCCGAAGCAAGCGCAGCGACCUACUCUACCACUGACACCAGCCCCGUGAAAGCAUAUCACACUUCCGAAUCCAUCGCGUCAGAUCCCGAUCUCGACAUGAUCGCCGUAUCAAUAAAGACACCCCACCACGUGGAGGCCGCCACAAAGGUCAUCUCCGCCGGGAAGGACCUCUUCAUCGAGUGGCCCGCUGGGCGGGGGCUAAAAGAGACAAAGCUCCUCGCCUCGCUGGCGAAGGCCCAGGGGAUCCGGACGAUCGUGGGGCUCCAAGCUCGGCAGAGCGUGCUAUUCCGCAAGGUGAAGCGAUUAAUCGAGGCAGGCGAAAUUGGCGGUGUCUUGUCCACGAGCAUGACGUCACGAAUAUACGGUCCGCAUGGGCCAUGGGGCCCAACAGUGCAUAAAGGCGGCGAGUACCUGUUGAAAAGGGAUAAUGGCGCAACACUCCUCGAUAUCCCCGGAGGCCAUUUCUUCGAGGCCUUCACGUAUAUUCUUGGGCCGGUGGAUACCGUCUCCGCGACCGCAGUCAUCCAGCACGCCUCGUCCCAAGUAGUCAAUCCCGACGGCACGCCCACCGGUGAUGUCAUCCCCGCCGAUGCUCCAUCGCAGGUAGCCGUGUGCGGCACGCUAAAGAGUGGUGCAGUGAUGAGCCUGCAUUGGCGUGCAGGUCUGGAUACGCCUGCCAGUGUUCGAGCGGCCACCCCACUCGUAUGGGUUAUCGACGGGACGAAGGGGAGUAUCAGGAUCGAGAGCGACGAUCCCGCGGCGGCUCUGGUAGAGAUGCAUGAGCCAACGCAGCUGUGGGUCAAUGAUGAGGAAGUGAAGGUCGAGGAUGAUGGCAAGACAAAUGAGGGCAGGGCUUGGGAGGAAUACUUGAAGGGCGAAGGCACUGGAGACUAUCCCGACCUGGAGCAUGCCGUUCAGAUUAAGAGCAUCAUUGACGCUAUUUGGAGGAGCGCUGAUGGAGGCAUAAGGGUCAGCCUGUAA
Molecule: messenger RNA, 1122 nt
Organism: Guyanagaster necrorhizus
Lineage: Eukaryota; Fungi; Basidiomycota; Agaricomycetes; Agaricales; Physalacriaceae
Product: oxidoreductase
Exons: 2
Coding region: 1-1122 (373 amino acids)
Molecular function (GO): nucleotide binding
Source: RefSeq, a predicted model, not a curated record